AGCUUGAGGGGGAGCUCUGAGCUGGUGGUCCCUGAGCAGCCUCCCAGCAGGGAGAAGCCCUUCAGAUGCUUGGAAUGUGGGACGAGCUUCAAGAAGAGUGCCCACCUGAUCCGGCACCAGCACAUUCACACCGGGGAACGGCCCUACAGGUGUGGGGAAUGUGGAAAGAGCUUCAGGGACAGAUCCAGCCUCCUCAGCCACCAGCGCAUCCACACUGGAGAACAGCCCUACAGGUGUGGGGAAUGUGGGAAGAGCUUCAGGCAGAGCUUCCACCUGAUCCGGCACAAGCACAUCCACACUGGGGAACGGCCCUACACGUGUGGGGAAUGUGGGAAGAGCUUCAGUGACAGGUCCAACCUCCUCACCCACCAGCGCAUCCACACUGGGGAACAGCCCUACAAGUGUUCAGAAUGUGGGAAGAGCUUCAGUGACAACUCCAGCCUCCGCAAACACCAGCACAUCCACACUGGGGAACGGCCCUACAUGUGUGGGGAAUGUGGGAAGAGCUUCAGCCAGAACUCCCACCUCCACACCCACCAGCGCGUCCACACUGGAGAACAGCCCUACAAGUGCUUGGAAUGUGGGAAGAGGUUUCACACCAGCUCACAUCUCCUCCUGCAUGAGCGGACGCACACGGAUGAGAGGCCCUUCCGCUGCACCGACUGCGGGAAGGGCUUCAACCGCAACUCCACCCUCAUCACCCACCAGCGCAUCCACUCUGGGGAGAGACCCUACAAGUGUGGGGAGUGUGGGAAGAGCUUUGCCCACAGCUCUGCCCUAAUCAGUCACCAGCGCCUCCACACUGGGGAACGGCCUUACAAAUGCUUGGAAUGUGGGAAGAGCUUCACUCAGAGCUCUAAGUUGACCAAACACCAACGGACCCACCAGUAAGGGAAGCCCUGUGAGUGCCCCGACUGCGGGAAGAGCUUCGGCCGUAGGACUGACACACAGAAAAGGUUUCAAAAGGUCUUCAGGAUUUUGAGUAUCUGCACUCCAACAUCAGUUUAUUCUUUUGAAUAUGUGUAAGUUUAACCUCAUUUUAGUCUGAAAGCCAAAUUCACCACUACCCCAUUCCCUGAUAACCGUGGGCUGAUUCUGACAAGUGAGGCACAAAUUACCCACUGCCCAGCAAAAACCAGUGGGGCCAGCCAGUGGUCUCUGCCCUGGCAGCCCAGUUUCCCCAGUCUCAUCUCAAAAUGACCAGUUACACUGAAGCAAAGAGCACUGGAACCAGUGCAACAAGCCCCAGUCUGACUUUCACACCUGCCCACGUGUCCUGUUUUCUGCUGCUCUACAGACUUCCUUGUUUAAAAUACAAUGGAAAAAUAAACAGUUUUUGGGGUUGUUUUGGUUUUGGGCUUGUUUUUGUUUUCCCCCCACUGUUCUCAUUGACCUCAUUUCAAAUCUAUUUUGGUGUUUGAAGAUGAAUUAAAAUUUUGAAUGAUUUUUAAUGUUAAUGUCUUGA
Pipra filicauda (Wire-tailed manakin) is the source of this 1465-nucleotide messenger RNA. Its product is annotated as zinc finger protein 436-like. The record is from RefSeq and is a predicted model, not a curated record. The transcript has a single exon. Gene Ontology annotation, biological process: regulation of transcription by RNA polymerase II. NCBI's taxonomy places the organism in Eukaryota, Metazoa, Chordata, Aves, Passeriformes, Pipridae. Gene Ontology annotation, cellular component: nucleus. The annotation marks the transcript as partial. Gene Ontology annotation, molecular function: RNA polymerase II transcription regulatory region sequence-specific DNA binding; DNA-binding transcription factor activity, RNA polymerase II-specific.